UCGUCCCGCCCAUCUGGCUCUGACCUGUCAAUGGAUACUCUUUCUCUAUCUCUCUGUCUCUCUCUCUCUAUAAAUACAGAUGGAAUUCUGAGUUUGCUUCUCACAUUUUCAAAUUUUCUCAUUCAACAAACAAACACAGAGAAGUAGUUGAUCAGACCAGAGAGAACAGAGAGGAAUGGUGAAUAUUGUGAAAGAACGUCGGCUUGUGGUCAGGAAGUUUCUGGCCAGGCCUCAGCAUGAAGGUGUCGGCGCCAUUGUUAGAAGAAGCAUAGGAAGGUUUGAGCUGAAGUACUUUGAUCCUUUUCUUGUGCUGGAUGAAUUCUCAGUUUCUUCACCUGCUGGAUUUCCUGAUCAUCCACACAGAGGAUUUGAAACAGUCACCUACAUGUUGCAGGGUGCUGUAACACAUGAAGAUUUUGAGGGACACAAGGGGACAAUAGGAGCUGGUGAUUUGCAAUGGAUGACUGCUGGAAGAGGAAUCGUUCACUCAGAAAUGCCUGCAGCCCAAGGAACUCAGAGAGGCUUACAGUUAUGGAUCAACCUCGCCUCCAAACACAAAAUGAUUGAGCCUGGGUAUCAAGAAGUGGCAAGCAGGGACAUUGCAGAAGCUGCACAGGAUAGAAUCAAGGUCAGAGUGAUCGCCGGCGAGGCACUAGGAACCAAGUCAGCAGUAUACACAAGGACACCAACCAUGUACUUGGACUUCACUCUGAAGCCAGGAGCUCAUCUGCAGCAGCCGGUACCGGUUUCCUGGAAUGCAUUUGUGUAUGUGUUGGAAGGCGAAGGCAUCUUCGGCAGCCCAGAUUCUUUGGCUGCAACAUCGCACCAUCUUCUACUUCUGGGCAAUGAUGGGGAUGGUGUUGAGGCAUGGAACAAGUCCAUGAAGCCCCUCAGGUUCAUUCUGGUUGGAGGCCAGCCCUUGGGUGAACCAGUGGUGCAGUACGGCCCUUUUGUGAUGAACACUGAGGAAGAGAUUGACCAAACUAUUCAAGAUUAUGAGAAUUGCACCAAUGGAUUUGAGAAAGCUAGGCAUUGGAGAUCAGAAGCCACACUGGGUCUUGACGAAUAGGCUCUAAUGGCAGUAAUCUAUUCAUUGUUUGAUUCAGCUUGAAAUGAAAUAGAAGUUGUUAAUGUCGCAAAAUGUAUCUUCAACUUAGUGAAUGAUAUGUAAUUUCAUUUAAUUUAUCAAUCUUAUCGUAGUGAGGUCAAUCUUAUUUA
Messenger RNA from Diospyros lotus (date-plum), 1218 nucleotides. Its product is annotated as pirin-like protein. Lineage: Eukaryota; Viridiplantae; Streptophyta; Magnoliopsida; Ericales; Ebenaceae. The transcript is spliced from 6 exons. Bases 176 to 1069 code for a protein of 297 amino acids. The record is from RefSeq and is a predicted model, not a curated record.